Molecule: messenger RNA, 2332 nt
Organism: Suillus plorans
Lineage: Eukaryota; Fungi; Basidiomycota; Agaricomycetes; Boletales; Suillaceae
Exons: 7
Coding region: 302-2182 (626 amino acids)
Molecular function (GO): protein binding
Source: RefSeq, a predicted model, not a curated record
GUCCAUGGCUAAUGCUGGCCCAAACACCAACGGUUCUCAAUUCUUCAUCACCACAGUGGUCACGUCGUGGUUGGAUGGCAAGCAUGUUGUCUUUGGUGAAGUAGAAGAUGGGAUGGAUAUUGUGAGGAAUAUUGAAACUCAGGGCACGAGGAGUGGGCGCACAAACAGCAAAAUCUCUAUAACAGCAUCUGAUUUAUCGUCCUUUACGAUUGCUUAUUGAUGCGGCUACACGUGACGACUGUGUGUGAUAUUAUAUAUCAGCUGCACAGAGAGCUUGGCCUUACCUACCAACUCUUCGGACAUGGCUUCUGCCAUCGCUAACCUUCCCGCAGAACUCAUUGAAGCCGUGCUUAUCGUGGCCGCAGCCUCCGGGGAUCCGAAUUCCAUAGCAGCGCUCUCCCAGACCAGCAAGUCCUUUUACGAGCUAAUUUACUGUUGUCCAGACCAACACCUCUGGCGGGAGAUCUUCCUUACUACUUUUGAUGAUCCCAGACCCGCUCUCAAUCAUCUGAACACCAUGUCAGGUGGUCAUCAUAACUUGGAGUUUAACUGGACUCAAGAAUACAUUGACCGUAUCAGCGCAGCUAGGUAUAUCAGACGUCCGGUCCAAACGACUGCCCCAGUAAGUUCGCAGUCGAAGGGUCUCGACAUCCCAGUGCCAUUAUCCGUGGUGAAGGCACUACUCUCAGUCAUCACCACCUCCUUGCCCUUCCCGUCAUCCCCGCGUAUAUCUCUCACCAUCCUAAAUGACUUUCCCGAGUCCAAUUCCCCUUUCGCACCCAUGAUCAACGCUCCCCUGUUCCCGCCCCUGCUUCACUUGCUUACAGCCAAUUACAGUGCCAUGCUCGGUAGCGUCAAUGUGCCGUGGCUUCAGGAUUUGUUAGAAUUCGGAUUCCCUCCUGAGCUCACGCGCACGCUAAUGGCAAGGCUGUCCUUCGAUGUCCAGGGUCGUGCGCCGUACCAGCCCACUCUAACAUCUGCGUCACAGUGGGAUGGAUCAGUAGUCGGCCAGCUAUUCCACAAACUCAUCUGCUGUACCGGCUUUAUACCUAUUGCCGCGCCAGUACCCAAGUUCGCAUACACAUCCGUUCCUGGAGCCUCGCCAGCAGCAUCUACGUCAGUAUCACUAGACUCAACUUCUGCUCCUGAUGAGGACGAAGACAUGCCUCCCCUACCCAUCACACGCUCGCGACCCUUGUUAUACACCCCUGAAGGGCAGUCCGCUGAUGUCCGCACCCUUGCACGCAGACGUGUCUACGACAUGCGCUACCUCGGACCUGCACGCAUGUGGGGUCCCUUCCAACCCGUGCGACGCAACACCACCGAUUCACCCGAGUCAAACCAUCUUGAAAUCUUGGGUGAAGAUGAGAACGAAGAUGAGGACGAUGACGAUGACGACUUGGGUCUGAUGCACUUUGGACUGAUGCACGGGCACCGCGUUCCUGAUGUGGAUCCACCAAUCGAGCCGUAUGAGCUCAUACCGGACUAUGUGUGGCUUGCGUCUGCGCGUAUCGUUGUGGAGGCGAAUUUAAGGGAGAUGCCGCCUCCGUUUUCGGCAAGUGACGUUUUGCCGUAUAUGCGCAAAAUGUAUGCGAUGUCCAUCGGUGGAUCACCUGGGUAUUGGAAUGCAUGGGCAAAGCGACCUGGGGAGGGAGAUAGAUCCGAGGGCAGUGAGAAAAGCAAGCAGAGCGAAGUUGAGGAAUGGGAUUGGGCAGGUAUUAGUGGUGUUUGGAAGCGAUGUGUUUGCUGGCUUGAUUACCGAGAUCUCUUGAUGCACAACCUCGCACCAGAAAGGUUCCUCGAACACGACAUCCAAGAAGCUUGCCGAAUCAUACCCAUUGCUGUUCGUAUAACUGGCUACUCCGAAUCCCGCAUCCCACCAGGCAACACCACUCGCGCCCUCCCAACCAUCCACUUCGAGGGUGAAUCUUUAGGGUCUGAUCGCAGUUCAAACGAAUUACGCAAAGUCACUGGUACAGUGAGCAUGAUCGGUGAUGGGGCUAUUCGAUGGCAAACAGUAUCUACUGCAGCUGGGUCAGAUGAACCAGAAUGGUCGUCAGAGGCAGUUCAAAUUGGAGGGCCAGGUGCGGCGGUUGGGUUUUUGGGGAUGUGGACGGGGGCAAUGCAUGAGAGACCGGACCCGCUUGGUGAGUGCUUGUGCUUUGCUGAGGGUGUUUAUUGACGUCGGUGGGCUAGGUCCCUUUUGGGCUUGGAAGGUCGCAUGAAAUAGACCUGCGGUGGCGAGUUGUGUGUAGAUGGGCGAUUAUGUAUGCUUCAAGCCGUUUGGUCCUGGUAGCCUGGUUUGCAGGUCACUGUUAUGAAGGUUAUUUAU